AUAUUUUAAACGAUGUGCUGAUAUUUGGUGAAACGGAAAAAUAUUCUUUCUCUGGCCCGAAAUCGGGUCUAAUACCAGGCCUGAUAAAGUGUGGAUGUAAUUGGCACUUUUAUACUAAAAAUACGCCGUGAAUCACGGGUCACAGGCAUCACGCCAUUUCGUCUGAAGGACAUGUAUCCAUCAUGCAAUAAAAAAAAUCACAUAUAAGUUACUCUAUACAUCACGGCCCGGAAAACGGGAGAUUUCUGUGUUUUUCUUUUUUUUUAUAGUGUUAUGUUUGUUGUAAAUCUGUGUGGUAGCGUUAUCUAACCUGGUGCAGACAUCAAAUACAUGACAUUGACAAAUUUGUGCCAACUUGUUUGGUCAGACCGCCAUUGAAAUAAAAGAAGAGGAAGAAGAACCGUGAUUUAUCCAUAAGAGCUGAAGCUGGCACGUUUGCACGAGUGGAUUCUGUAGGUCCGCUACGUUCCAGUGAAAGACAAGUCUGCUUUGCACUCUGGGUCAGACACAGUAUCACCACUCUGUUGCAGCAGACGAAAGCGCGCUACGCCUGGCUUCGGCACCAAGUAGAUCUGGACAGAAUAAAAAGGAGAAUUCAAAUAUGGAAUUUAUAACAAAUGAAUUUCUUGACAUCAACAAUAUUAAAAAAAUCUUAGUAGACAUUAAGUUUCAUGAGGUGACAAAAAAUCUUCAGCAGGUAGCGGCCGGGAAACUUCCCCUUCCGGAUUGCUUAUCUGUAGAGGAGAUCAGUGAUAUAAGGGAUAUUUUUGGCUGGUUCUGUGAGGUUAGGCCGCAGGAAAUCCUGAAAAUGCUGGAGUCUGUCUUCAGCGCCGAACAGAACCAGACCUUUGAUGGACCUAAUUGGGACGGAUAUAAAGUAAUUGCGGCCAUUGAGAGGCUGAUCCACGCGGACCUGAAAACCAAACAACGGUUUGUUGUGCUGCUGAUGAGCUAUAUCUUUUAUGAAGAAUUUCAUUAUCCACAGCCAGAAACAGGCGUUUACGAUAUCGCAGGCAAUAAAUUCGACCAAUUAAAGUGGGUCUACCGCUACUGGUUCAACCAGCUUGAAGUUCCCGAGAAAGGUUCCGAAUUAAAAUCUUUUUUUGCCUCUCAAGAUGUAAAUAUCAUGGUGAAGGAGCCAACAUCAAUCGUUAUUCCCCCUAUUCCGCAGGAAAUGUGGAAAAGAUCGCUUUCCUUGUCCUGCGGUGGAGAUUUGCUGGCUGUCGAUGUACUUACACCAAAGAAUACUACACAUCUAUUCGACGAUAUUACCGAUUUCUACAGUAGUGCUGAUAUUGUCAGUGCCAAUCUAGAAUCAACGAUUGAUGAUGAUAAACCGUUCGGUCGUAUGGAGGUCAAAGGGAAGCCUUUCAUAAUGAAUACCCAUACAUCGAUGUUUCAUAAAUUUCGCAACGAUGCUAAGAUCAAUUUCUUCAGCACCGCUACCAACCACGCUAUGGAUUUAGGAGAGGAUGGCGUGCUCAAAACAUUGAGUGUCCUUAAAAAAUCUGGAGCCUAUUAUUCUGGAACCGCUGCCAGUGAAGCGGAACAGGAGGAUGUCGUCGUUAUCGAGAAAAACGGACUAAGGGUUGCAUUGCUUGCAUUCACCUUCGAUUUGAACGGGUAUAAAGUGCCUGAUAAUGCCCCAUACAUGGUCAAUGAAGUUCGUUUUAACGAUAUAUGUCCUGACUAUUCACUGAUUGAAAAACAAGUGGCUAUAGCUAAGGCAAAAGGAGCAGAACAUAUUGUUGCUUAUUGUCACUGGGGAUGGGAAUUCGAGAUGUACCCGCAUGUCAACAUCGUCAAAGCCGCACACAAAGUCAUUGAACGCGGCGUUGACACGAUACUCGGCAAUCAUCCACAUGUCAGCCAACCCGCUCAAAUUAUUGAGCGACCUAACAUGCCUCCCGCGUUGGUCAUUUAUGCGUUUGGCGAUUUCGUAAGUUACCAUCCUAACAGCAGAAAUUCGAAACUUGCUUAUCUUGUGAAAUUUGACAUUGUGAGUUACUUUGGCGCAAAAGCAGCUGUGACAAAUGUCAGAGCCUUACCGAUCUAUAUAGUGAACGCUCACCUGGAUGCCGACAAUUAUGAUUGCCGCAUAGUAAAAUUUGAAAAUGUGCUCAAAAAUCCAGAUGGAUAUGGGUUGACCGAGCUGGAAAAGAACCAGCUGCCGCAUCUGCGUGACAAAGUGUGGAAUGAAAUUCUUUCGCCGUUGGUGGCCGUGACUAAAAAUUGUUAAUAAUGAUAGAUGGUCAAAUACCAACAUUACCAUCCAAUGACCUUGUCAUGCAUCGUUUCUGAUUUUGAAAAGUAAAUGGUUUUACGAGCAAGAUGUUUGAUGUGAAUACGUAAAUUCAAGUUAUGCCACUCUAAAGUAAUAGCC
Messenger RNA from Cydia pomonella (codling moth), 2383 nucleotides. RefSeq lists its product as uncharacterized. The record is from RefSeq and is a predicted model, not a curated record. NCBI's taxonomy places the organism in Eukaryota, Metazoa, Arthropoda, Insecta, Lepidoptera, Tortricidae. The coding region runs from base 602 to 2239 and encodes 545 amino acids. The transcript is spliced from 2 exons.